Molecule: messenger RNA, 1137 nt
Organism: Periophthalmus magnuspinnatus
Lineage: Eukaryota; Metazoa; Chordata; Actinopteri; Gobiiformes; Gobiidae
Product: opsin-5-like
Exons: 6
Coding region: 1-1137 (378 amino acids)
Biological process (GO): G protein-coupled receptor signaling pathway
Cellular component (GO): membrane
Molecular function (GO): G protein-coupled receptor activity
Source: RefSeq, a predicted model, not a curated record
AUGUCUGCGGCCGGCGCCUGGAGGAACAACAGCUUCAGUCGAGACCCUCCUCUGUCUGACCAGGGAGAAACCAUCAUCGGAGUUUAUCUACUACUGCUGGGUUGGCUCUCGUGGUUUGGGAACAGUCUCGUUCUGUUCGUUCUUCUCAGGCAGAGGAACAGUCUCGGUCCCUCUGAGGUUCUCACCUUAAACUUGGCCGUCUCUGACGCCUCCAUCGCGGUGUUCGGGUACUCCAGAGGCAUCCUCGAGGUCUUCAAACUGUUCGACCACACACACCUGUUCAUCGCACACAUCUGGACCUGUCAGGUGGACGGGUUCCUGACUCUGUUGUUCGGUUUGAGCAGCAUCAACACACUGACUCUGAUCAGUCUGUGCAGAUACAUCAAAGGAUGUCAUCCUAAUAAAGUGCGGAACAUUUCCCGGGGCAGUACGGCUGUGGCUCUGGUUCUGGUCUGGUCAGUGUCCGUGUUCUGGUCCGGAGCGCCGCUGUGUGGAUGGGGCAGCUACAGAGACAGGGGCUAUGGGACGUGUGAGGUGGACUGGGCCCAGGCGGAGGUGUCGGUUCUGGCCCGUUCUUAUAUUUGGGCCCUGAUUCUGGCCCAGUUCUUGGUGCCGGUUUUGGUGAUGCUCUUCUGCUACGUGUCCAUCAUCCGCACGGUCAAACGAGGACACGCCCUGUCCUCUGAGGGGACGCUGAGCGAGAGACAGAGGAAGAUGGAACGAGACGUGACCAUAGUUUCCAUAGUGAUCUGCACAGCGUUCAUCCUCGCCUGGGCGCCGUACGCCGUGGUCAGCCUCUGGUCGGCGUGUGGAUUCUCCGUUCCGAACCUCACCAGUAUCUUCACUCGGCUUUUCGCGAAGUCGGCGUCCUUCUACAACCCGCUCAUUUACUUCGGACUCAACUCCAAGUUCAGACGAGACGUGGUUCUGCUGCUGCCCUGCGCCAAGAACCCGACCAGGACCAAGACCGGACUGAGACCGGACCAGGGACCGAGGCGAAGACCCAAGCCCCGCCCCAAACUACCCCCAGACCCCGCCCACCAGCUCGAGGUGCCUAACCCCUACCCCCCCCUCCCCGAAGCCCACAUGCCCUCCCCCUCCGAAACCGGAUCGGACUUUGAGUGUGCACGGCUGUAG